Messenger RNA from Penicillium canariense, 216 nucleotides. RefSeq lists its product as uncharacterized. Bases 1 to 216 code for a protein of 71 amino acids. NCBI's taxonomy places the organism in Eukaryota, Fungi, Ascomycota, Eurotiomycetes, Eurotiales, Aspergillaceae. The transcript has a single exon. The record is from RefSeq and is a predicted model, not a curated record.
AUGCAGGAGGAUGCCGAGGAUCGACCAUUCGGAGGAAAGGCUCGCCAGCACCUCAUCCGCACGCUGGCGGCCAUCCUGCCAAUCGCCGUCGAGCCACCACACCUGCCCACUGGGCCUGGUCCAUCAUUGCCGUUCCAACUGGAGCUCCACAGCGCGCCACUGGUCGAUCAGGGCCCUCAGGGCCUUUCCACACCCUCUGGGACUGCCAGGGAUUAA